Molecule: messenger RNA, 2340 nt
Organism: Mus caroli (Ryukyu mouse)
Lineage: Eukaryota; Metazoa; Chordata; Mammalia; Rodentia; Muridae
Source: RefSeq, a predicted model, not a curated record
GACUCUAGGUGGCAGGUCCUGUUCUCCACGCUGUCCCUGGUCAUCGCCAGAGCCAUGAAGAUGCACUUCUGCAUCCCGGUGUCCCAGCAGCGGCCAGACGCGCUGGGGGGCCGCUACGUGUUGUACUCCGUGUACUUGGAUGGGUUCCUCUUCUGCAAAGUACGCUACAGCCAGCUGCACCGCUGGGAUGAACAGCUGAGACGGGUGUUUGGAAACUGCCUGCCCCCUUUCCCACCCAAGUACUAUCUGGCAAUGACUACUGCUAUGGCUGAAGAGAGGAGGGACCAGUUGGAACGCUACCUGCAAAAUGUAACUGCGGAUCCCCGAGUGACAAGGAGUGAUGUCUUCUCUGAGUUCUUAACACUGGUGCAGCUGCACACAUUGAAUAUCACCAUCCAGAAUGCCGAGCUGGCUGUAUUCCUGCCUGAUGGAAGGAGCAUUAAAGUAGAAGGUCUAACAUCAGAUACGGCUGAAAGGGUCCUGGAGGUGAUGGCCCAUAAACUUGGAUUGCAGCCAGAGCUGGUGGGCUACUUUGGCCUUUUUCUUAUCCGGUGUUUCCCAGAGGGCAAGCUCUCUGUGGUGAAGAAGCUGGCCGACUUUGAGCUGCCUUACACUAGUCUGCAGAGUUCUGAAAUGGAAAACUGUAAGAUCGGACUCAGAAAGUGGUACCUGGACCCAGCUCUGGACACCAUGUUGAUGGACUGCAGAGCAGCUGGAGACUUGCUGUACAUGCAGGCAGUGCAGGACAUUGAAAAAGAAUGGAUGAAACCCACUCAGGCUCAGAGGGAGGAACUAAAGGCGCUGCAGAAGAAAGAGAAUCAAACAAAGUUUUUGGAGCUGUCGCAGGAGGUCCGACACUAUGGGUAUGUUCAGCUGGAUCCCUGCACCUGCAACCACCCGGAACCUGGCUGUGGGGCCCAGCUUUCCAUCGGCAAUAAUGAGAUCAGCUGCUGUAUAACUUUGCCUAAUGGCCAGAUCCAGGACAUUGCAUUCCAGAUGAGCAGAGUGAAGUGCUGGCAGGUCACUUUCCUUGGAACUCUGCUGGAUACCGAUGGGCCCCAGCGAACUCUUAACCAGAACCUAGAGCUGAGAUUUCAGUAUAGUGAAGAUAGUUGCCAGCAGUGGUUUGUUAUUUACACCAAACAGGCUUUUUUCCUGAGCAGCUGCCUGAAGAAGAUGAUCUCAGAGAGGAUGACAAAGCUCACUGAGCAGAGCCCAGAGAUGCAGAUCGAGGUUCCAGAACAAGGCAGAAGUAAAAAGCACCCAGGCAAACCCAGCCAGAAAGACUAUUUUAAUUUUCUGAGAAAAGGCAAGAUGAAGAGAUCCGAAGGUGACUAUGUUUGGGAUACCCUGACAGAAGAAGGUCUCUGAAGGAGUCUCAUCUUUACGGCUGUCUUAAGACAGUGCCAGCGUGUGGGUGUGAGAGAUGGGCUUCCCACCAUCCAGGCAUUUAUCGACUUCUCUCUUUCUUUGACAUUGAGGUCUCCUGUGUCAGUCUAACUUCAGCACUCCAUAACUCUCGGGGCUAACAUGGUGUAGGAACCAAAGCUAUAGAGUUGACUUAAGUGGCAGGUGGGCAGGUUCACAUCAACCAAUGGGAGGUUUGUUCUAUUUUCCCUCUAAGAUAGAUGUACCUGGCUCCAUGAAGCCCUUUGUAUGUUCUGGUAUUGCAGGGAUAAAAAGCUUGUUCUAAAUUAUAGGAAUAUGUUUGGCACCAAAGUAGAUUCACCAGCUUGGGAAAGUAUGGCUUCUUUGACCUGUCCAGAGAGCAAAAGGAGCUAAGAUUCCAAUCCCCACCUUCACUCACUCCUUAGUCUACUAAAACGAUGACCACAAAGUCCCGGGCUGCCCUGGCCUGCAUCCCUCAUUGUAUGGUUCUGUUCCACUAUUAGAAGACUGGACUCUGGGCUGGAGAAAUGGCUCAGUGGUUAAGUGCACUUGCUGCAUUUACAGAGGACUAAAUUCCCUUAACCCACGUGGUACUUACAACCAGCUGUAACUUCAGCUCCAGAGGACCCAGCGCCCUCUUCUGGCCUCCUCUGGCACCCACACAUACACAUAAUAAAAAUAAAUAAAAUUGAAUUCUGUCCAAUAAUCAUCUUGCCAAUUUGAAUAUUUUUCUUUUGGAAACCAAUAGUCCUGCACUGAUAGCAAAUCUCUUAGCUUUACAAUUGUGUAUUUCUUUUUUCCACAAUAGUUUUCUUUAAACAGCUUCAGGUGUACCAUACUAAUGUGAUUAGGUAUGGAAUUAAGAGCAAAAUAGAGAGGGGAAGAUAAGUAUGCAAAAAUAACUAAUGUUCUUUUCUGAGUUAGCUAACUAUGAAAUAAAUAUAAAAUCUG